Lachancea meyersii CBS 8951 is the source of this 2046-nucleotide messenger RNA. The record is from the annotation of a GenBank genome assembly. Lineage: Eukaryota; Fungi; Ascomycota; Saccharomycetes; Saccharomycetales; Saccharomycetaceae.
AUGGAACCAGAAACCCGCCAAAUAGCGCAUCAAGAUGUGCUCAAAGAUACUUUCCAACGUAAACCAGUCACCAAGCCAGACUCACAGGUCGAAAUUCUGGAUCUGGAGGAACUUAAAGACUUCCAAGGACGCAAGAGAAGCGAAUUCGAAAAUGUGCUGAAAGUCAAAAGACUCGAUAUCAAGCAGUGGAUUCGAUACGCACAAUUUGAGAUCGAGCAGCAUGAUCUGCGAAGAGCCAGAUCUGUGUUUGAACGGGCUUUGCUGGUCAAUAAUAGCCAUGUGCCGUUAUGGUUGAGAUACAUCGAUUGCGAAUUAAAAUCAAAGAACGUAAACCACGCCAGAAACUUACUUGAGCGAGCUACAAAUCUACUGCCGCGGGUUGAUAAGCUGUGGCUCAAAUAUGUGAUUGUUGAGGAAUCGUUAGGAAAUGUCGCUGUCGUGAGAAGACUGUAUGGAAAGUGGUGCUCUUUACAACCAGGCAGAAAUGCGUUCGAUGCUUUUGUAGAAUUUGAAAUCCGGUACCAAGAGUUUGAAAAUGCGCGAAAAGUGUACGCUCGCUACGUCUUGGUGUAUCCCGGCGUCGAGACGUGGCUCAAAUGGGUCAAUUUCGAAAAGAAGCAUGGAACGCUGAUUACUACACGACAAGCCCUGUCCCUCGGGCUAGACACCCUUGCUCUGUAUGAAUCCACUCCCGAAAGAGAUAUUGCAACGUUCGUUAGUGCUUUCGCUGAAUGGGAAGCUACCCAACAGGAACAUGAACGUGCCAGCGCUUUGUAUCAAUUGGCAAUGAAUAAAUGGCCUAGUAACGAAUUGUUAGCCUCGGCGCACGUCCAGUUCGCAAAAAUGUACAGCACAAGCUCUGCGUUGGACGAGUCUAUCAUGGAUAAGCGUAAAAGGGAGUACAGAAGCUCCCUGGCCGAAAACUCGAGUGACUACGACCUUUGGUGGCUUUACCUUGACCUGCUUCAAAAACACUUUCCUCAUGAACUCCCGGACGAACUUGAAAGGUCAGUAAUAGACAAUAAUCCUGAAGACCAAAAUAAGAGCCUGAGUUGGCGAAGGUAUAUCUUCCUAUGGAUUCGGGUGCUCACCUACUUUGAACUACAUAUGAGAGAUCUAGGGAAGACUAAAGACCUAUUUGAAAAACUCACAAAGGAGAUUAUACCAAACAAGCGAUUUACAUUUGCCAAGGUGUGGAAUUUAUAUGCCAAGUUUGAACUGCGGCAGGGACAUCUGACAGCAGCUCGUAAGCUCCUGGGAUAUGCGCUGGGGACUUGUCCAAAAAACAGAAUAUACAAAAACUACAUUGAGCUCGAAAUACGCUUGAAAGAGUUUGAUCGCGUAAGAAAACUCUAUGAGCAAUACAUUGCCUAUGACCCUACAGCUGUUGAAACCUGGGUGAACUAUGCUGAACUUGAAGAGAAUCUUGGUGACGACGAAAGAGCUCGGGCGAUUUACCGCUUAGCUGCUUCAGAAGAGGUUGGUCUCGGUCAUGAGAAACGCAUCGAGGUAAUGAGGAAGCUUAUCAGCUAUGAGACCACCGAGGGCGAGUUUGCUAGGGCUUCAAGUGCUUACAAAGACCUCUUGCAGCUGAGCUCUUACGAUUCAGGUGUGUGGAUAGAAAUGGCUCUUUAUGAAAGUUCAAUACCGACUGAAGAACAACUUCUCAUGGAAGUUGAUGCUUCUUCAGCAUCAGAUGAAGAAGAAGGAACACUGGAAGUUACAGAGAAGCACAAGCAAAGUACCAGGCAAGUUUUCGAGCAGGCUAUCUCCUAUUAUAGAAAUAAGUCCGAUAAACAGGGUAGACAGGCUGUCCUAAGGGCUUUGAGCAACUACGAAGAGGUGCACGGUACGGCUGAAAGUCAACGUAAGGUCAAGGAAAGGCUACCAGUGGUAAAAUACAAAACGAAACUCGAAGGGGGUAUCGAAGUAGAGUAUCUCGACUUAGAAUUCCCUGAUGAUAGCGAGAACCAUCUAGCGACAGAUAAAAAGUCGAAAUUACUUGCUAUGGCCCAAAAAUGGCAGCAAGAGAAAAAGUCCUCUUAG